AUGGAUAGCCACCUUCCUCCCCCCUGGUCCCCCUCUUGUCUUCCCUCCCAGAGGUCACCUUCAGCAGGGAGGCAGUGUGCCCCCAGGACCAGAGCCAUGGGGAAGGGGCGGAGCGUCACGCUUAGCCCCGUAAUGCCUGGCAGCCCCUCCGGCUGCUCGGCACAGGCUGAGCCCAGCCUGGAGGCUGCGCUGGGGGAAGCGAGGCGGCCCCCGGCCGGCAGUGCCCUGCUGCUGCAGAAGCGCUCAGCAAUGGCCGAGAGCUCAGCUGUGGCAGGGGCAAUGGCACCAGCCGUCCUAGAUGAGCUCCUGGAGAUCACAGCUCAGAGCCUGGUGCGCACCGAGGUGGCCGAGCACUAUGAGGUUAUUCGAGAGCUGGGCCGGGGCAAGUAUGGCCACGUGAUGCUAGUGACCCACAGGCAGAGAGGAACUCCUAUGGCUCUCAAGCUUCUGCCCAAAGCCAGUACCAAGCUGCACACCUUCCUGUAUGAGUAUUGUGUGGCGCUCUCCCUUGCCACCCACCCUGCCAUCAUCAGCAUGUUUGGAAUUGCCAUUGAGUCCAGCCAGUACUACGGCUUCCUCUAUGAACCAGCACUGCACAAAGACCUCAUCUCUAUCAUCAAACCCCGGGACGGGAUUCCUGAGCCAGCCGCUAAGCAGUGUGCCAAGCAGCUCGUGAGCGCGCUGGAGUUCAUCCACAGCCGAGGGCUUGUGUACCGUGAUGUCAAGCCAGAGAACGUGCUGCUUUUUGAUCCCGAGUGCCGACGCAUCAAGCUGACUGACUUCGGGCUGACGCGGCCCAAGGGCACCAAGCUGAAGCUGGUGGCCGGGGUAAUCCCCUACACUGCCCCUGAGCUGAGCAACACUGCUGAUGCCCAGGGAGUGCCCAUCGACACCAGCUUGGACGCCUGGGCGUUCGGCGUGCUGCUUUUCUGCCUGCUGACUGGCUACUUCCCCUGGGAGCAGAGCCUGCCGGAUGACCCUUUCUUUGAGGACUUCAUGCUGUGGCAGGAGACGGGCUCAGAGAAGGACCUGCCCCGCCACUGGAAACGCCUGACGGCCGAGGCGGCUCUGAUGCUGCGGAGCCUGCUGGCCCUGGAUCCGGCCAAGCGCAGCCCUGUCAGCGGGGUGCUGCACUACGUUGAUUGCCCUUGGCGGAUGGAGGAUGGGCACAGCCAGGAGGCUGCAGUCAAGCCCUAAAACCCGCUUCCCACGGAGGGGAGGGAGGGCUGGUCUCGCCCUGCAAGGGGCUUUGGGAUCUGGGGCACCAGAGGGUCAUGGGGGUGAGAGGCCAUGGUGACCCAGAGAGCAACUUCUUUGCAGCACUGUUCCUGCUGCCAUGGAGUCAGGCUUAUUCCUCAGCUGAUGGUCCUUGCCCCAUGGCUUAGUGCUGUCCAGUGCCCCUUCCUUUUGCUUCCUUGGGGCUUGAAAAUGCCUCUUUUCUCUUGGAAAUGACUGUUCACAUGUGAAACUUCCUGGCCACAGAGACUCCAGGGCGUUUUCUAGGAGCUGCAGAACCUGCCUUGUCUCUAUGUAGAGCAAAAUAUGUACUCUUGCGUUUCUGUAUGUGGCUCUUUUUCCCUAAUAAAAAAAGGCCUGCGGGGGCCCACUUGCUGUGAAA
Messenger RNA from Apus apus (common swift), 1618 nucleotides. RefSeq names its product serine/threonine-protein kinase SBK2-like. Gene Ontology annotation, biological process: peptidyl-threonine phosphorylation; peptidyl-serine phosphorylation. The record is from RefSeq and is a predicted model, not a curated record. NCBI's taxonomy places the organism in Eukaryota, Metazoa, Chordata, Aves, Apodiformes, Apodidae. Gene Ontology annotation, molecular function: ATP binding; protein serine/threonine kinase activity.